CGUCGACUCUUCUUGCGCAUGCUCUUUGGUUUUAUAGCGUUGUAGCCUUUACAACACGCGCGCGCCCUGAGAGGCUCUUCCCGAUUGUUUGUAGUGUUUGAUUUGUUUAUUUAUUAAUAUUUUAUUGUUGUAUAUUUUGGUCAAGCGUAUUUUUUGGUUAGAUAUGGUUUUGCUGAAGAAUGUCAGUCCACCCAGCGAAGGUAUACGUUACCAGCAAGCAGAAACUACGGCGGUAUUGGACGGGAAGGGACUUGGUUCGGGAACCCUCUAUGUUGCAGAAGCACGUUUAUCCUGGUUUGAUGGCUCUGGCAAUGGGUUUUCUUUGGAAUAUCCAUCAAUCAGUCUGCAUGCAAUAUCUCGGGACCUUAGCGCAUACCCAGAGGAGCACUUGUAUGUCAUGGUCAAUUGCAAGCUGAACGAUGAAGAACCCAAAGAAUCAACAAUGAGUGAGAAAACAGAUGAUGAUGAUGAGGAAGAGGAGGAAGAGGAUGACAGUGAUCCUAUUUCAGAAAUAAGAUUUGUACCAAGUGAUAAAACUGCAUUAGAACCAUUGUUCUCUGCCAUGUGUGACUGCCAGGCUCUGCAUCCUGAUCCAGAUGAUGAAGACUCUGAUGACGAUUUUGAGGGAGACGAGUAUGAUGUUGAAGAAGCAGAACAAAGCCAUGGUGACAUUCCUACUUUCUACACUUACGAGGAAGGCCUUUCACAUUUAACCUCAGAGGGUCAGGCAACCCUGGAGAGAUUGGAGGGUAUGUUGGCAGAGUCGGUUGCCCAGCAAUACCACAUGGCAGGUGUGAGGACAGAAACUACUUCACCUGAAUUUGAUGAUGGCAUGGAGGUGGAUACAGGUACAGCAGAGGCCGGACAGUUUGAAGAUGCAGAUGUUGAUCACUGAUCAUUUUGGCACUUGUACGAGUCACUGUUCAAGCAAGCAGAAGAUGAAAUGUUAUUUUAAAGCCUGGAAUUGGUGAGGGUCAGAUAUGAAGAGCACUCUCUUUGCCCACUAUGAACUUUUUACACUUUUUGUAUUUAACUGUCAAAGCCUUAAGUUGAUUAUAAUUAUUUGUAUUUUAUGUUGAUCCUUGGAAAAAACAAAUAGUAUUCCCUACUUACUGAUGGAAAGACUUCGUAAAUAAAAUAGUUUUUGUAUUUAACAAGAAAACGCCUGCAGAGAUGGAUAUUGUGAAUAUCAAUCCUUGCUACCUUCCUGGGGACGGGUGAUGAAAG
Molecule: messenger RNA, 1227 nt
Organism: Erpetoichthys calabaricus (reedfish)
Lineage: Eukaryota; Metazoa; Chordata; Cladistia; Polypteriformes; Polypteridae
Gene: clns1a
Product: chloride channel, nucleotide-sensitive, 1A
Exons: 7
Coding region: 164-895 (243 amino acids)
Biological process (GO): mRNA cis splicing, via spliceosome; spliceosomal snRNP assembly; cell volume homeostasis
Cellular component (GO): spliceosomal complex; cytosol; plasma membrane
Source: RefSeq, a predicted model, not a curated record